Messenger RNA from Nicotiana tabacum (common tobacco), 735 nucleotides. The record is from RefSeq and is a predicted model, not a curated record. NCBI's taxonomy places the organism in Eukaryota, Viridiplantae, Streptophyta, Magnoliopsida, Solanales, Solanaceae.
AUGGUUCAUGCAUUUGUAGUGAGAAAGGGUAUAAUUAAAGAUACUUUUGUCAGUAAUGCGCUUAUUCAUAUGUAUGCAAAUUGUGGAGAAUUGGAAUCAUCAGAGCGUUUAUUUAACUCAAUGGAAGAAAAAGAUGUGGUUUCUUGGACUGCUUUAUUAUCUGCUUAUAUGAAUGCAGGGCUCGUGGAGGAAGCAGAACGAUGUGUGCAGAAUGGUUAUUUUGAAAAUGGCCUGAAUGUGUUUAAUGAGAUGUUGCGGUCUUAUGACCAACCUAAUGUUGUGACAAUUGUUAGUAUUUUACCAGCAUGUGCAGGCUUGGGUGAUCUGAAGAUUGGGCAAGCAGUUCAUGCGUAUGCUAUUAAAAAUGAAUUUUGUGAAUUGAUCUCGCAGAGUGUGUUUGUGAGGAUAAAGGAGAAAAAGACUGCUGUGUUGAACGAGAUGACCGCUGCUUAUGUUGAUGAACAUAAAAUGGAUGCUGCACGUAGUAUUCUUAAGUCAAUGCAAGAUUAUGGCUUAAAACCUGAUGAAGUUUCAUUUAAUACUCUUCUAGCUGGACACGCAAGAAAUGGGGAAAAGAAUGAGGCUUAUGAGUUACUAUCUGAAGUGGUCAAUUGGGGUCUAAAGCCGAAUCUUGUGUCUUUUAAUGUACUCGUAUCUGGUUUCCAACAAUCUGGGCUUAGUUCUGAAGCUUUAAAAUAUUCCCAAUCAUUCAAUCAUCUUCCAGCAAAUAUAUAG